This is a messenger RNA of Triticum dicoccoides, 2173 nucleotides long. RefSeq names its product amino acid transporter AVT6E-like. The coding region runs from base 452 to 1912 and encodes 486 amino acids. Lineage: Eukaryota; Viridiplantae; Streptophyta; Magnoliopsida; Poales; Poaceae. The record is from RefSeq and is a predicted model, not a curated record. Gene Ontology annotation, molecular function: L-amino acid transmembrane transporter activity. The transcript has a single exon. Gene Ontology annotation, cellular component: membrane. Gene Ontology annotation, biological process: amino acid transmembrane transport.
UGGCAAACUCUUUCCUUCCCUGAAGAAAGGGAAGAAGAAGAGGGCUCAGAUCUCUUCCCUCCAAUCCAUCCAUCAACCCACCCCCAGCGAUCCGUCUACCUCGCCAGGAUCCUCGUCGACGUCGAUCCCUGCUCCGGAAGAGCACGCGGGUCUUCUCCGCCCCGCUUCUUCCCCCGCCCAGCCAAAUCUCGCCGGGAAGAACCGAGAUUUGCCCCGGCGGCGGCGGGCGGCAUUCGCCAAUGCGGGCCUGUUUCCCGUGAGGCAUCUCCGGCUGGGACGGCGGGGGUCGGGAUCUUCCUUCCGAUCGUGCGCGGUCCGGUGUUCCUGGAGGAGCGCUAGAUUGGGCGUGAAUCUCCAUUUUCCCCCUAAUCUCGGCGUCGGCGGACGGAAGGAUUUCUUUGCCGCCGCCUUCCAAUCCGUCGAUCCGCCUCGGGCGGGCGCGCCGGGGACCAUGGUGAACUCCAACUACUCCGCGCUACCGCUGACCUCCACGGCCAUCGAGCUGCAGUCCGCCCAGCCGCCUCCGCCGCCCAAAUCUGGUGCCUCCGCCAAGCUCACCAAGCAGGACUCGUUCCUCGGCGAGGUCGAGGACGACGAUGCCGCCACCCCCGGCGAGCACGACGAGCUACCGCUCAUCGGCGACGACGGCCCGGCGGGUCCCCCUGAAGGCUCGGGCGUCUCCGGCGCGGUGUUCAACCUCGCGACCUCCAUCAUCGGGGCGGGCAUCAUGGCGCUGCCGGCGACCAUGAAGGUGCUCGGCGUGGCCGUCGGCCUCGUCUCCAUCCUCGUCAUGGGGGUGCUCUCCGAGGUCACCAUCGAGCUGCUCGUCCGGUUCGCGGUGCGCUGCCGCGCGCUCUCCUACGGGGAGCUCGUGCACCGGGCCCUCGGCCGCCCCGCCAGCGUCGUCGCGCAGCUCUGCAUCGUCGUCAACAACGCCGGCAUCCUCGUCGUCUACCUCAUCAUCAUCGGGGACGUCAUGUCCGGGUCCCUCAAGCACAUGGGCGUCAUGGACCAGCUCGUCGGCCACGGCGAGUGGGACAACCGCAGGCUGCUCAUCCUGUUUGUCCUUGUGGUGUUCCUCGCCCCGCUGUGCGCGCUCGAGAAGAUUGACUCGCUGAGCCUGUCGUCUGCCGCAUCGGUCGGGCUCGCCGUUGUUUUUGUGGCCGUCUCGUGCAUGAUCGCGGCGGUGAAGCUAGUUGAGGGCAAGCUCGCCGCGCCGAGGAUGGGGCCUGAUUUCAGCUCGAAGGCGGCAAUUCUGGACCUGCUGGUGGUGAUACCCAUCAUGACCAACGCCUACAUCUGCCAUUUCAAUGUGCAGCCCAUCUACAACGAGCUCAAGGAGAAGACGCCUCAGAACAUGUACAAUAUCAGCCGGAUCUCCACCGUGCUCUGCGUAGUCGUGUACGCCCUGACCGCCAUCUCCGGGUACCUCCUGUUCGGCGACGACACCGAGUCCGAUGUCCUCACCAACUUCGACAAGGACCUUGGGAUCAAGUUCAGCACGGUGCUCAACUACAUUGUGAGGAUCGGGUACAUCGUCCACCUGGUCCUCGUCUUCCCGGUGGUCCACUUCUCGCUGAGGCAGACGGUGGACUCGCUGGUCUUCGGUGAGCUCGCGCCCCACAGCAGGAAGAGGAUGCUCUCCCUGACGGUGGUGCUGCUGGCCCUCAUCUACCUCGGCUCGACCAUGAUACCCAACAUCUGGAUGGCCUUCAAGUUCACCGGCGCGACGACGGGGCUGGCAUUGGGUUUCAUGUUCCCGGCCCUCGUGGCGCUGAGGCUGGACAAGGAAGGGGAGUGCCUGGGCCGCGGAGAGAGGCUCCUGUCGGUCGGAAUGCUGGGGCUGGCCAUCGUCGUCAGCGUCGUCGGGGUUGUCGGAAACGUGUACAGCCUGAGGAGCAAGUCUGAGUGAGUGAUGGAUCAUCAAGAAGAGCUAUAUUUGUAGGGCUUAUUAUACACAGGCUGAAUUACCACUGCCAGAAUACACUAGUUAGCAGGUACACCAGUUCCAGCUGAGCUGCUGAGCAAAGCUCAUACUACACAUUUUGUUCACCUACAGGCUAAAGAGUUGUUUCAUGGGUGCUGGCUGAUAUGUUGUUGGUGGGCAUUCUUGUACUUUUGGACCAGAUUCUUUGAUGUAUUUUUUGUUCUUCUGCUUAUUCUUAGAUAUAUA